AUGGAUAAUCCUCCAGACGCAUGUGGACUGAUUGCAUGUCGGAAUAUAUGUAGGCAUGUUGUCUUUAGAAGCCAAGGCCAGAUGGUUGAUCUCUCUAUCGGUGGCUUUUCCGAUGGUAAACUUCUUGAGUAUAUUGCUGAUAGAUCAACUCAGCUUAGACGUCUUGAAGUUAUCUAUUGCUUUGGAGACAUGUAUGGAGCCUGGGGUGAAUCUUUGAAGAAGUUAUCAUUUUUGGAGGAACUUAGCCUCUUUGAAACAGGAAUCUCAGACAAAGAGAUCGAAGAAGCUGGCCGCUACUGUCCCCUGCUAAAAGCGCUCAAAGUUAAUAUAAAACCGUAUGUAUACUGUGAUGAUCAUGUUAAUGAUGAGAAGUACAUGAGUGAGAGGAAUGCUUUAACUGUAGCGAUUGGGAAAACCCUGCCUAUUUUAAGGCAUCUUGAACUCAUUGGAAAUUCCAUGACGGAUACUGGGUUAAAGGCGAUUCUUGAUGGUUGUCGUCUCCUUGAAUCACUUGACUUACGUCAGCUUCAAAUAUUAUGA
Erigeron canadensis is the source of this 540-nucleotide messenger RNA. Its product is annotated as putative F-box/LRR-repeat protein 23. The record is from RefSeq and is a predicted model, not a curated record. Lineage: Eukaryota; Viridiplantae; Streptophyta; Magnoliopsida; Asterales; Asteraceae. Bases 1 to 540 code for a protein of 179 amino acids. The transcript has 3 exons.